GACUGGCCCGGAAGGAAGUAGCGUUCCGAGGGGUGUGGCGGUUUCUGCGGUUGCACGGGGGUUCAGACGUGUACGGAGCGCCUGGAGGGACAGCCUGGAUACAGGUUCACUGAUGGCUCAGUUGGGAGCAGUUGUGGCUGUGGCUUCCAGUUUCUUUUGUGCAUCUCUCUUCUCAGCUGUGCACAAGAUAGAAGAGGGUCAUAUUGGAGUAUAUUACAGAGGUGGUGCCCUGCUGACCUCCACCAGUGGCCCUGGUUUCCAUCUCAUGCUUCCAUUCAUCACAUCCUAUAAGUCUGUACAGACCACUCUCCAAACAGAUGAAGUGAAGAACGUACCAUGUGGGACCAGUGGUGGUGUGAUGAUCUACUUUGAUAGAAUUGAAGUGGUGAACUUCCUGGUCCCAAAUGCAGUGUAUGAUAUAGUGAAGAACUAUACUGCGGACUAUGACAAGGCCCUCAUCUUCAACAAGAUCCAUCAUGAGCUCAACCAAUUCUGCAGUGUGCAUACACUUCAGGAAGUCUACAUCGAGCUGUUCGAUCAAAUUGAUGAAAACCUCAAGCUGGCUUUGCAGCAGGACCUGACCUCCAUGGCCCCUGGGCUUGUUAUCCAGGCUGUACGAGUGACAAAGCCCAAUAUACCUGAAGCAAUCCGCAGGAACUAUGAGCUGAUGGAAAGCGAGAAGACGAAGCUUCUCAUUGCAGCCCAGAAACAGAAGGUGGUGGAAAAGGAGGCAGAGACAGAGAGGAAGAAGGCCCUCAUUGAGGCAGAAAAAGUGGCUCAGGUUGCAGAAAUCACCUAUGGACAGAAGGUGAUGGAAAAGGAGACGGAGAAAAAGAUUUCAGAAAUUGAAGAUGCUGCGUUUCUGGCCCGGGAGAAGGCAAAGGCUGAUGCUGAGUGCUACACUGCUCUGAAGAUAGCAGAAGCAAAUAAGCUCAAGCUGACCCCAGAAUAUCUGCAGCUGAUGAAGUACAAGGCCAUUGCUGCCAACAGCAAGAUUUACUUUGGCAAAGACAUCCCCAACAUGUUUAUGGACUCUGCAGGUGGUCUGGGCAAGCAGUUUGAGGGGCUGACUGACAAGCUGGGCUUCGGCUUAGAAGAUGAGCCCCUAGAGGCGACCACAAAGGAUAAUUGAAAAAAAAAAAAAUGUAUACAACCUCUGAUUGUGACGCUUAGAGAGAGCUUUAUUUUUAAAAAUGAAACAGAAUGCUCCUCCUUCCCACACCACCUUCUUAGACUCUUCAAGUUACUGUGGUUAAAAAAGGAAGAAGUGGAUAUAAACCUACCCCCUUCUGGGAAGGGAGAGCAGAUGGAGAAUUGUUUUUAAUUUUAAUUCAGGUAAGUAGGUUGUAUGACUUCUGGUAAGGUGUGUGCACCAUAGAUUUGACCUCUAACCUGCAGGCACCAGCUUAGUGGGAGAUGUGUGGCUACUGCUUCCUCAUGGUUUGAUUUCCUUCAUGGGAAAAUUGGUUCCACGGUUCUCUUCCUUGCCUCUGACCGGGCAGUGUCUGCAUGUGGGCUCCCAGAUAACCAGGCAUCUGCUGUGGCAUGUCAGCUGCAGAGGGAGAGCAGUGGUCUAGGCUCUUUAACAGUGUGAGUGGGUUACUCUAGAGUUAAGCUGGGUUGAGCCCUCCUUAGGAAGAACCUGGUGCUAGGUUUUGCAAGGUUUUCUAUACACUAUAUACUCUUGCCCUAGUGUUUUCUGACUACAUUUCACCGAAGCAGGGCUCGUCACCCCACACACUCCUUUCAGAUUCUUACCUGAUCUGUGAUUUGAUUUUUUUGCAUAAUCUAUUCAUUAGUUCCACUCAUCAAGAUGGGAACAAGCAAGUGUCGGACUGACUGAUGAAGUAGUCUUCUUGUACCAUUUGGCUACUUAGGUGUAUACCUUUAAGACCUUAUCAUUAUGGAGAUUCUUCAUUGAAGAGCUCUUGACACUGGAGGAGAAAAGAGCCAGCCAGUAGACAUCCAAGUAGUAGUGCCUGUGGCCUGUGCUGGGGGUUUAUCUGACACGCUGAUAAAGAGAUCUUUUAAAUCCAGAGCAGCUUCAUAGAUGUAAGGCAGAGUUGAUGCCCAUGCCCUAUGGGCAGCAUUGAAUCCUCAUGUUUUGUUUUUCAUUGCUAGUUAGGAAGACAAAGAGUCACUCUAGGAGAUUUAGGAUGGAAAGAACAAAUAUGAAAGAACAGUAUUUCUUAGAUCCUGAAAUUGGCCCGGGUGGGGGCAGGACUGCAACUUGUAUGGCCUGUGAGUGCUGUACAGAAGGCCUUUGUGGACUGCAGCUACACAGAGUCAGUGCUGCCAUGGUGGUACCCUGUGUAACCGUGCCCAGCUCCAGCCUAGGACUUGGCCUUAUAGUAGUUGCCCCCCCCCCAUACAAAGCACCUAUUGUAAUCUUUAGGCGAAUACUAUAAAUGCUAUUUUCUGGCAUCAAUCCUCAUUUUUGGCUCUAUAAGUCAGGCCAGUUUGCUUCUAAGUGACUGGCACUAGGCUUGUCAGGUUUUGGAGAAGCAUUUGUCCUGCCUAGAAAGAAGCAAAGUGUUAAUUCCACAUACUUCAGAUGUUACCCUUCUCUGAUCUAACUCCUUUUACAGAGACUUCUCAGGCCACUGGUCCUGGUCACACUUUGUACAGAUUACAAAGUGUUCCUGGAAAGGAUAGAUUCUAAUGUGCUCAUGAGUUCCUGCAAAAGUGGGAUUUUGUCCCAAAACCAACUCAUCUUCUUCCCACUUGCUGCUGAAAAUCACUUGUUGAGAGCAACAUGCCAUAGCCAGCAUCCCCUCUUCCUCCUGAGCCUCAGAAACACUAUUUCACUGGAGUCAGUGCAGGAGUAAGUCUGAAAGUCUGUCUGCUACUUAGGUUCAGGUAGCUGGUUCCUUAUCACAAAGAGCCUCCCAGCAUCCUUAUCACAAAGUCCUGCUGCAAGUGCUGCUUCCUCGCCCCUGAAUGUCACUUCUUUAACAAAGCGUGUGAAUGUUCCCAUGUCAUUAACAAACUGAGUACAUGUUAAUGUCUGUCCCAGCAGUAAAAUCAUGGAGUUCAGCUGACUUUUUAGUAUGGGACACCUAGCCCAUCUGUCUGUGUGACUUUGUUUUUUGUAAUACUAGAAUGUCUGUAAAGCAUUUAAAUUCAAAACAUGUGAAAUGUGAUAAGCCUGCAGUUUUGUAGGCAGUGAAGUCAUGGCUGCUAUUUAUAUAGAGAAUUUCUAUCAAAAUAAGAAACUUGUUUGUAAAAUUCAGUUUUUGUAGGAUUUUCCCAAGGCACAGCUACCUUGGUAGAAUGUUUCUCACUCACUAAACUUCAUAGAAGCAGUUCCUAUUCAGAACAGUUUUUAAUCGCUUUUCAAUAUAUGGUCAAUGUUUGUAAGAAAUCCUACGUUUAAUAACUUUUUAUAACUAAAAGUAGAUGGGAGAGGAGUCCGUGUGGUUGCUAAGUUGAGAAGCAGGGAACCACAGAAUGAGCUUAUUAAUAGAGUGACCUUAAGAAGGGAGUGUUUCCUAAAUGACUGUGGGUAAUUGUAUCUUGUAAAAGUAAGACAGCCAUGUUUACUGACCUGGACUAUCGUAAGUUGGAAAUUGAUAAGCUGUACAUUGACAAAUAGCUACUCUGUCUGUAAACUUCACCUAUUUGGUUGUCUUCAGUGGGAUUCUAGCCACUGUUUGUUUCCUUAUAAAAGCUGUAAAGGGCAAUCAUGUGUUUGUAUUUCCAUUCCUUUUUAUCUCUACUUCUGUGUAAACUGGUGAUUUAAUAGUCAAAGCAAUUUUUUCAAUGUGCCCCAAGGGCAUUAGUGAGCCUUUAUAACUGAAAAAUGAUUCUUGUUAUAUUAAUCAUUCCAUAAAUACUAGAUUAAUUACCUUGGAUUAAUAGCUCCAGGAAUUGUUUCAGACAACACGAAAGGUCUCAUGUGAAUAUACUUAUAUCUUAGUCUUGCUAAAUAAAAUGGUUUUUGUCUUUAUUUUUUUUAUUAAAAUAAAAUUUACUAGUAGCUAAUACUAGGAGAGGUAAUAGAAAUAAACUUUCCUGUUUCCCUAAAAAUA
Molecule: messenger RNA, 4031 nt
Organism: Phodopus roborovskii (desert hamster)
Lineage: Eukaryota; Metazoa; Chordata; Mammalia; Rodentia; Cricetidae
Gene: Erlin2
Product: ER lipid raft associated 2
Exons: 12
Coding region: 113-1132 (339 amino acids)
Biological process (GO): SREBP signaling pathway
Cellular component (GO): endoplasmic reticulum membrane; endoplasmic reticulum
Molecular function (GO): cholesterol binding; ubiquitin protein ligase binding
Source: RefSeq, a predicted model, not a curated record